AUGCGUCUAUCCUGCUCUCUUAUCCUGGCCAUCUUUGGCACUCUCCCCAGCCAUGCAAUCCAUCAUCAACCCGGACAGGAUACCCUCCGUUUUGGCACUCCCGAGUCCAUAGGCCUUCUGUCCGCCCCCCUCCGUCAACUGGUAACCAACAUCACCGGUUAUCAACAACCAGCCAACUAUGGAGGAUUUUCACACAAUGAGAUACAUCCAAUUGAGCCAUCCUCUGCAGUGAUCGUGGGUCAUGAUCGCACCAUUGUCUCACUUUUCGCCAGCGGAAAGAUGUUGCUGUAUGCCGACGCUAAUGGCACCGAAUUGCCUCCAUCGCAGCAACUCUCUGCACGAACAGACACCAUCUAUGAUAUGGCCAGUCUGACCAAACUAUUUACCACCGUUGCAGCCCUUCGAGAGACGGAUACUGGUCGACUUUCCUUGGACAAAACAGUCGCGUCCUACAUGCCAUCAUUCGCAGCUAAUGGGAAAGAGAACAUCACCGUCUUGAUGCUUCUGACGCAUACUUCUGGCUUUGCUCCAGAUCCAGAGCCUCCAUUGUAUAAUCCAGUCUAUAAAACAGUCAAAGCGAGGACUGCAGCAAUACUGAAUCAGUCUCUGCGCAAUGCUCCCGGCUCCACCUACCUCUAUUCAGACCUCAACUUCAUGUCUCUGGGUCUACUUCUGGAGCACAUCACCCACAAGAAACUGGAUGAAUUGAUUCGAGAGUACACCAAUCCCCUCGGCAUGCAUGACACAUUCUUCAACCGGGGCAACAUCGAAGGCCCAGCUUUCCCCUUCUACUCCCGCACGGCAGCCGAAGAAUACCAGAUCGAGGUCCUGGGAUCAAUGGAGCCGCAGCGCCCACAGCCAGUUCGCGGGACCGUCCACGACAAAAAUGCGUGGGCUCUGGAUGGCGUGUCCGGACACGCAGGCCUCUUCUCAACGGUCGAGGAUACAGCCAUUCUCUGUCAGAUGAUUCUAAACAACGGUACUUACGGAGGGCGUCGUAUAUUGUCGCCCGAGGUCGUAGAUCUCAUCUUUCAUAAUUUCAACGCGAGAUUCCCCGGAUAUGAGCACGGAUUAGGAUUUGAGCUGAAUCAGUACUACACUGCGGGACCAAUGGCCAGUCUCCAGACUGCCAGCCAUACCGGCUUCACGGGUACCACCCUGGUGAUCGACAGGCCGUCAAACACGUUCUUCCUUCUUUUCGCCAACCGCGUUCACCCCAAUCGUAACUGGUCCUCGAAUAAUAUCGCCCGGGAAGCUUUAGGUUAUUGGGUGGCCAAGUCCUUGGGAAGAGACGUCUCCUUUCCGCCCCUUUGA
Aspergillus fischeri NRRL 181 is the source of this 1314-nucleotide messenger RNA. Its product is annotated as serine hydrolase domain-containing protein. The coding region runs from base 1 to 1314 and encodes 437 amino acids. The record is from RefSeq and is a predicted model, not a curated record. The transcript has a single exon. NCBI's taxonomy places the organism in Eukaryota, Fungi, Ascomycota, Eurotiomycetes, Eurotiales, Aspergillaceae.